Molecule: messenger RNA, 700 nt
Organism: Triticum aestivum (bread wheat)
Lineage: Eukaryota; Viridiplantae; Streptophyta; Magnoliopsida; Poales; Poaceae
Exons: 3
Coding region: 156-638 (160 amino acids)
Source: RefSeq, a predicted model, not a curated record
GCAUCUUCGUAGUGGCAGACAUCCCAGGAACAUGGCACGGGCUUGGAUUUAAUGCCCGAGCAGACUCGUUUUUUGGACCCAAAUGCAUACAGAGGACAUGGCGCAUACACCCAAAGUGAGAGAUCUCAGACGUAUCUCUCCACGCGAGGAUCUAGAUGCCCAAGGAGACUCGUUUGCCAAAGAUAAACCAGUACGGCGUACAAUGGCUAUACACUGGAGGCGAUGGAUCUCAGCGGUACGGCGGACAAUGGCCAUACACUGGAGGCGAGGGAUCACAAUGCUACGACACCGCUCAAGAAAGUACUAAUCAUACAUGGCACGAUGAGGACACCCAGCGUGGCCUCAAUACAGACAUCCUCAUAGCAUCCCAUGAUCGUGGUAACACGGUUCCUAGAAUAAUUACAGACUACUUCCAUGAGAAUGUUAUUGGCCUAUCUUAUAUCCCUCCGGAGUCACAAUCAAACACCUACAAUUUCGCAUCAGGAUCUCAAUAUGGAUUGCAGACUCCAGCACCUAUGCAGGAGUCACGGACACAAGAAGACGAGGGGAGUACGGCCGUGGUCUUCAUGCACACCGACCACCUAAUCCCUUGUCGCCUUUCGGUCGUCAGGAAAGACCAGCUGGCCGUUGUCGAGUAGGGUGAUUCGUCUAUUUAUGGGUGCAACCUAUUCUAUCUAUAUAUGACAGUUCUAGACUUUCC